Cyprinodon variegatus (sheepshead minnow) is the source of this 3014-nucleotide messenger RNA. It is a transcript of the gene gphnb, whose product is annotated as gephyrin. Gene Ontology annotation, biological process: establishment of synaptic specificity at neuromuscular junction; gamma-aminobutyric acid receptor clustering; Mo-molybdopterin cofactor biosynthetic process. Lineage: Eukaryota; Metazoa; Chordata; Actinopteri; Cyprinodontiformes; Cyprinodontidae. The transcript has 22 exons. Gene Ontology annotation, molecular function: molybdopterin molybdotransferase activity. The coding region runs from base 74 to 2284 and encodes 736 amino acids. Gene Ontology annotation, cellular component: cytoplasm; postsynaptic membrane; cytosol. The record is from RefSeq and is a predicted model, not a curated record.
CUCUUCCGAGUUCGAUGAGAUCGGCUCUGGGCCCUGCCGUGAGUCCUCGGUGCGGGCGACAGCGCUGCUGAACAUGGCGUCAGACGGGAUGAUUUUAACGAACCACGACCACCAAAUCCGGGUCGGAGUCCUGACAGUGAGUGACAGCUGUUAUCGGAACCUAGCUGAGGACCGCAGUGGCAUCAACCUCAAAGAUCUCGUCCAUGACCCCUCCUUGUUGGGGGGCAUGAUCUCAGCCUACAAGAUAGUGCCAGAUGAGAUAGAUGAAAUCAAGGAAACACUGGUGGACUGGUGUGAUGAGAAAGAGCUCAACCUCAUUCUCACCACUGGAGGCACUGGCUUCGCCCCGAGAGAUGUAACACCAGAGGCCACUAAGGAGGUGAUAGAGCGGGAGGCACCUGGGAUGUCUCUUGCAAUGCUGAUGGGAUCCCUCAAUGUUACACCAUUAGGCAUGCUUUCCAGACCUGUCUGCGGGAUCCGAGGCAAGACGCUCAUCAUUAACUUACCAGGAAGCAAGAAAGGCUCCCAGGAAUGCUUUCAGUUCAUCCUCCCAGCGCUGCCGCACGCCAUCGACCUCCUCCGGGACGCGGUGGUGAAGGUAAAAGAGGCCGUAGAUGAGCUGGAGGACCUGCCUUCACCACCGCCACCCCUUUCACCGCCUCCCAACAGUUCACCCCGCCGCCAGACAGAAGACAAAGGUGUACAGUGUGAGGAGGAGGAUGAGGAGAAGAAGGAUAGCGGGGUGGCAUCCACCGAGGACAGCUCCUCCUCCCACAUCACUGCCGCAUCCAUCGCUGCCAAGAUCCCAGACUCCAUUAUCUCGCGGGGUGUGCAGGUGUUACCCAGGGAUGCAGCCUCCCUCAGUACCACGCCCUCAGAGUCCCCUCGCGCCCAGGCCACCUCCCGUCUCUCUACCGCUUCCUGUCCCACGCCCAAAGUGCAGUCACGAUGCAGCAGUAAAGAAAAUAUCCUAAGAUCAAGUCACAGUGCGGUGGAUAUCACAAAGGUGGCCCGCAGGCACCGCAUGUCUCCUUUCCCCCUAACCUCCAUGGAUAAGGCCUUCAUCACUGUGCUUGAGAUGACCGCUGUCCUGGGUACUGAAAUCAUCAACUACAGAGAUGGGAUGGGUCGUGUUCUGGCUCAGGACGUUUAUGCCAAAGACAACCUUCCACCCUUUCCGGCUUCGGUAAAGGAUGGAUAUGCUGUGAGAGCGGCUGAUGGCCCAGGUGAUCGUUUCAUCAUCGGAGAAUCCCAAGCUGGAGAACAGCCUACCCACACAGUGAUGCCUGGCCAGGUGAUGAGGGUGACGACGGGGGCCCCUAUCCCCUGCGGUGCAGAUGCUGUCGUCCAGGUGGAAGAUACCGAGCUCCUCCGAGAGUCAGAAGAUGGAACAGAGGAGUUGGAGGUCAGAAUUCUAGUACAAGCUCGUCCAGGACAGGACAUCAGGCCUAUUGGUCACGACAUCAAGCGUGGGGAGUGUGUACUGGCGAAGGGAACCCAUAUGGGCCCCUCUGAAAUCGGUCUGUUGGCUACUGUCGGAGUCACAGAGGUUGAGGUCCAGAAAUUCCCCGUUGUAGCUGUCAUGUCCACUGGAAAUGAGCUGCUCAACCCAGAGGAUGACCUCCAUCCUGGGAAGAUUAGGGACAGCAAUCGUUCCACCCUGCUUGCAACUAUCCAGGAACAUGGCUACCCUACUAUCAAUCUGGGAAUCGUUGGGGACAACCCUGAUGACCUUUUGAAUGCUCUUAAUGAAGGCAUCAGCCGUGCUGAUGUCAUUAUCACAUCAGGAGGGGUGUCCAUGGGAGAGAAGGAUUACCUCAAGCAGGUGCUGGAUAUUGAUCUUCAUGCUCAAAUCCAUUUUGGUCGCGUUUUUAUGAAACCAGGUCUCCCAACAACAUUUGCCACCUUGGACAUGGACGGUGCUCGCAAACUGAUUUUUGCCCUCCCAGGAAACCCCGUGUCUGCUGUUGUCACCUGUAAUCUUUUUGUCAUCCCUGCUUUGAGGAAGAUGCAGGGUAUUUUGGACCCCAGGCCCACCAUCAUCAAAGCGAGGUUGUCAUGUGAUGUGAAGCUGGACCCACGCCCUGAAUAUCACCGCUGCAUUCUGACGUGGCAUCACCAGGAGCCUCUGCCGUGGGCACAGAGCACAGGGAACCAGGUGAGCAGCAGACUGAUGAGCAUGCGCAGUGCCAACGGGCUCCUGAUGCUACCUCCAAAAACAGAGCAAUACGUGGAGCUGCACAAGGGAGAGGUGGUGGACGUCAUGGUGAUUGGGCGGCUAUGAUGUCGUCAGAGGGGGGAGCAGGACGACAUCACUCAGCGAGCAUUGGAAUGGGUGGUUCACGGUGCAUGUCCACAUAUCAUUGACUAUUCUGUAAUAUGCAACGGCACAGCUAGUUUUUAUUGAUUUGGAUAACGUUGAGGUAUAGUCAACAUCUUGAUCACAACCUAGAUACAUAUUUAAAAAAAAUAAUUUAAAAAGAUUAUAGUAUUUCAAAAAAAAGAAAAUAUAACUUUUAAUGAAAAAAAUCUAAUUAUAAAAAGAGAUUUAUUCUGUAAUAUAUUAUUAUGAUUAUUAUUCUUAUUAUUAUUAUCAUUAUUAUUCUUAUUAUCAUUAUUAUAUUAAGGCAACUUUGUUCCUUUCAUUGCAAUUGCUUUGUGUGUUUAAUGCUAGACCUUAUCUAUAGCAGUAGCAUUUUAAUAGACCGCUGUAGGUGCCUGCCAGGACAAAAAAAAAAGAAAUUAUUUUCUCAUCUUUAGUGGAAAAAAAAUAAUGUUUUUUUUUAAGUGAAGAAAACAUGGAAGGCUCCAGAUUUCAUAUGGUGCUCGGUUUUGAGGAAAGAGGCUGUGUAUCAAGGCCACCUCCUCCUCUGAGGGCCCAUCAAGGUGACACUUCUCUUUUUCCCUCAUUAGUAUGCAUCAUAUUGGCUACACAAAGAGCUUUGCUUGUUGUUUAUCUUGUGAGUCUUGUUUAUGUGCGCAGUGCCAAAUGCCUGGGUAGGUUGGAGGUGGUA